Molecule: messenger RNA, 921 nt
Organism: Adineta steineri
Lineage: Eukaryota; Metazoa; Rotifera; Eurotatoria; Adinetida; Adinetidae
Source: the annotation of a GenBank genome assembly
AUGUUAGAGCAUAAACAGUGGCGAUACUUGAACAGUACGGAUGUUAUUAACGAUCAUCCUUAUUGGGUACAUUUUGAUGUUUAUGCGCUCCAAAGUAAUGACACAAUCGAGUUAGGAUCAUUUCGAUACAUAAUCUACUUUGAUUACCUUCCGGCCUUUCGUCUCGCAACGGUGUUGAAAUUUCCGUCUUGGUUUGGAAAUUCUACGAUCGAUCCAUGCGCUCAAAAGCCAUGUAGUGCAAAUUCUAUCUGUAAACCUAUUCUAAACGAAGAAGGAAAGUUCUAUUGUUCGUGUUUAUCAGGUUACACAGAUGUGAACUGCACUGUAUAUGAACAAAAAUGCUCUUCAUAUUGUUCACCAGAUUCCAUUUGUCGACCUGAUCAACGUGGUCUCAUUAAAAAUCCAGAUAAUCCAUUAUGCAUAUGUUCUCUCGAUCAUUUUGGUCCGAGUUGUCAUAUACGAAAUGAAGCAUGCGAAUCAGAUCCUUGCGGCUUGAAUGGAACUUGUCAUUUAACAUACGACCCAAGUGGUGACAAACCAAUCGUUUGUCAAUGCUCAAAGCAGUUCUAUGGUGAUCGAUGUCAAUAUGAGAAAGUCGCAGUUGCAAUUCAUGUGAACAUGACUUUAGCACCAAGUGUUAGUGUCGUUCAGUUCUACGACUUUGACCAGCUUUCAGGAUCGAUAAUAAAAUUACAACAUCAGAUGAUCACUACUGGACUGCCGCUAACAAUUCGUUAUUAUCAUGACCAAGAAAAGGCUCCGUUUCUUUGUCUACUGAAAACUUACGAAGGUUUCUCAGACCCUCAAUACUACGUGCUCUACGUUCAAGAGAAUAGAACACUUAUCAACCUCACUUCAACGCCUCGAUUUUGUCCAAAUGCCAUAUCACUACUGCCUAGAGGUAAGUUAUUUGCAUUUUGA